Molecule: messenger RNA, 2164 nt
Organism: Sphaeramia orbicularis (orbiculate cardinalfish)
Lineage: Eukaryota; Metazoa; Chordata; Actinopteri; Kurtiformes; Apogonidae
Product: tetraspanin-15
Exons: 8
Coding region: 223-1287 (354 amino acids)
Cellular component (GO): plasma membrane
Source: RefSeq, a predicted model, not a curated record
CUGGCCGGCCGUACGGAAGUGGUUUUGUCUCGGCUGUUACCCACAAUAGUGUGUAAGAAAUGAGAGCUGGUAAAUAUUUAAAAUACAGUUAGCUCUCCUUCUGGCCUUUUUAAUUUUCUUUAAAAAAUAUUUUAUUCGUCAUUUAUAAGUUUGGAAAUCGCCUGAACUAAACGAAGGAUAGCUGGCUAGCUGGUUAGCUAGCUUCCCCCAACGCAAGCAGCCAUGCCGUCUUACUCUGAAAUGAGAAAAACCAACCACUUCUACUACUUCAUCAAAUUUACCCUAAAUGUCUACUCCAUGCUCUUCUCGCUCAUGGGGCUUUGUGUGCUAUGUGUGGGGGUGUACGCCGAGGUGGAAAGGCAGAAGAAUCGAACCCUGGAGGGCCUUUUCCUGGCUCCCGCUGUGGUGCUCAUCCUGCUGGGUCUGGUGAUGUUUACUGUAUCGGUGGUGGGCAUGGUUGGAUCCUUGCGGGACAACAAGACCCUGCUGCACAUGUUCCUCUGUGUUCUCUGUGUGUUGCUGCUUCUCCAGGCGAUUGCACUCACCAUGGCUCUCAUCUUUGAGAAGAAGACGUCCGCCUUGUUUCAGAGCAGUAUACGAGAAGGGAUCAAACACUACUAUGACGAUCUGGACUUCAAAAACAUCCUGGACUACGUACAGCAAAAGUUUUCUUGUUGUGGAGGGGAUGAGUAUAAAGACUGGGGAGUCAACCAGUACCAUUUCUGUAAUGGUACUGGUCCACUAGCCUGUGGGGUUCCAUAUACCUGUUGCGUUCGCCGCAAGGUGGGGGAGGUCAUCAACACCCUAUGUGGCUACAAGACUCUGGAACAACAGCGUGAAACCCUGCAUGAGUUGAUCCAUGUGCGAGGCUGCAUCCAUGCAGUGAACCUCUGGAUGACUGACAACAUUGGAAUAACCAUCGCAUUCUGCUGUGCCAUCGGACUGCCGCAGCUGCUCGGCAUCAUCCUGAGCUGCGUCUUCUGGAACCUUCUGGUGGACAUGAGCGAGUCGGCCGACAUGGUGGACUUCAAGCUGAAGAAGUCUGAGUUCGAGUACAGCGAGCUGGACCUGGCCGGCGCCGGCUGGUGUAUGUGCCUGCCCAGGGACGGCGGGUACCUGCCCAUUCCCGCCGCCGAACCAGAACUGGACCCCAUUGACAUUCACCUGGAGAAGCUGAAGAAGCAGCCGCCUCGCACGCACUCUCAGCUCCGGGAACUGCAGCAGUCCAGAUCGGCCACCGGGCUGGACGAGGUGGACGUUGGCCGGAAGCAGAAAAGGGAACACUGAGUGGUCAUUUUACCCUUUCUUGCCUUUUGGGUUUUUGCCUCUUUUUUUUUUUAUUGUAAUCAUUGCAUUUGUUGGAGUUGUGUUGCACUACUUAAUGGUUGAACCUGUCAGUCCAAGUAAAUGAAGUCAGCUGAAGGGAUCAUGAGUACUUUGGCACUUUGUUUAGGAAUUUGUUUACAAAAAAUUUAGAAAAAUUUAAGGGAAAAACAUUUGGCAUUGGCUUUUUUUACGAAGUGUUUCUUUUGUCUUGUUUGUGAUGGUUGAUAUUGAAUCAUUUUUGGCAUUAUAUCACAUUUUAUUUAAUUUUUUUAGCCUUUGAAAUUGAGCUGUGUCUCAUGUGCUAAAGCUUACCUCAGGCUGUUUUGAAAAUAGCCCAGUAGUCAGAGGACAGUACUAUUUGUUGUAUAAACUAAUGGUAGCUCGAAAAGACGUUUUUCGGUGUCAGAGAAAUAGGAAUAGUAUGUCUUGCGUGUAGCGUCUGUGACGGAUGUAUACAGUUUGUGUAUAAUUUCUUUUUUUUUAUGGUUAUAAUUUGAUUUUGUGCAAUCGAUGUACAUUGUAAGACUGAUAGUUGUGGAAUAACAUGGGAUGCAUGUUUUGUACUGUAUAUGAAGUAAGAAAAAAAAAACCCUCAGUUUACAUGUUAGGCUGUUAUCGGGGGAGGGGGGCUUCAGUCUUUUCCAUUUUUAAACUAAACUUUUUAUUCCUUCCAUCUUUUAAAGUAACAACUAAAGGGAUUACCCCAGGCUACCGAUUCAGUGAAUACUACUCUAUGACGGUUUUUGUAUCUGAGUUAUGCACUGUUUGAGCUUCCCCCGAGCUCCUGCCUUGUAUCAGCACUACUGUUCUUGUCAAUAAAGCUGACUUUGUCUACUGA